GGCUGCGCCCAUCAAGUGUUCGUGCUUUACUCAAAAGCUUUUUAGUUUCGGCUAUUCUACACUGUCUCUUGCCUUCUCUACCUACCUUGCCUGUCUCUUUGCCUACACUGUCUCUACACUGGCACUUCUACGCUGUGAAACUGUACAUAAAAACAUUGUAAAACUUGAAUCGCACUCGAUUUUUUAGUUUUUUACUGCCAACAAUUAUCAUGGAAUAUAGCGAAGUAUGUGAACUGAUUGACAGCAAUGUCGUAGAAUAUCUUACAACUCUUGAGGAGAUUCUGCAGUAUUCCGCUGACUUGGAGUCUGCUGUACGCGACGGCUAUUGGUUUAUGUCAAAAGCUCGCAGUGUGAUGGGUCAGAAAUUGAUCAGCGAGUUACAGGUGCCUAUAAACUGUGACAUGGUGGCAAGUGUAUCUGUGGACUGCGGCGAAGUUCGUGAUGACGUGCCAGUACUUUCUUCAGCAGCAAACCUAUCAAACCAGCACGUAAUGUUCUCCAUUGCUGGUGCAAGUGAUGGAGAGGCAGUACUGUCAGGAGGUGUGCGACAACGAAACAAAGGUGCAAACACAGCGCCAGCAACUGAUUGUUCACUCACCAAUGAUGACGCGGAAACUAACACUGUACAUGAUUCAGCUGUUGCGAGCAAGAUAAAAGACCCACUUAAAUGGUUCGGAAUUCUUGUUCCCCAAUCAUUACGACAAAGUCAAGCCGCAUUCAAGACCACGCUGCCACUGGUUGUGAAAUUGGCCAAUCGAAAAUGCAAACUAGGAGUCCUUAGGCAGCAGCACCAGCAGUUAUUGAAGAUGAAAGCAGAAAUAAAGUCGAGAGAUGUUACAGUAGAAAACAAUGAAUAAGGUUAUUUGUGACCAAGACAGUG
Messenger RNA from Priapulus caudatus, 880 nucleotides. Its product is annotated as coiled-coil domain-containing protein 115-like. The transcript has a single exon. Gene Ontology annotation, biological process: vacuolar proton-transporting V-type ATPase complex assembly. Gene Ontology annotation, cellular component: extrinsic component of endoplasmic reticulum membrane. Lineage: Eukaryota; Metazoa; Priapulida; Priapulimorpha; Priapulimorphida; Priapulidae. The record is from RefSeq and is a predicted model, not a curated record. Bases 210 to 857 code for a protein of 215 amino acids.